CAUGCCAUGCUGGGCCAGAAGGGCUCCGGGAGACAUGCACUUACCCAUAUCCGGGUUGGAGGAAAAAAGUUUCAUUUAAACCUGGACAACAAACUUUCAGCAUGAUGCCUCACUGACAGCGCCACAGGCGCGGCUGUCAGCGACUCAUUUCACCGCGGAUUAUUACGAGCAUUACAGCGCUAGAACAGAGCUUCGUUUUUCAAUUGAACAUUUUUUACCUGCUUGACUUUUUCCUCAGUCUGUUUUUUUUGUUGUGUGUGAGAGUGUUCUUCUCGUGGGUCAGUGUCCCUGUCUGAAAUGUUUAAGUGACAAUGGCUGCGCAAGUGGCAUCAGCACCGACGACAACUAACAAUAAGAAAAAUAAAUUGUCUGGCAGUUUGGGGCAAGAGAUACAUUCGGGGAAAUCGGGAGGAGGAACUAUAUCGAGAUCUGGAGCAAUGCUUGGAGCUGGAGAUGGGACUAACACAAUGAAUAAUGUAGACCAUCACCAUCAAAACGAGCUGAACAUGGUCAAUUCAACUUCUCCGAAUAACAAUUCUGACACACGGGAGAAGGAGAGUGGAAAUAACAUAACAUCGUCAAAUUCGACGACCUCUCUGGAGGGAAUGGAGACGGGUUUGAUAGCAAACCAUAAACAGAACAAUGUGAGUGGAGAUCCCCCUCUGCACCUCACGCCGCCGCAACAGCAGUCACAAUUUAACCCGUUUCCUCAGCAUCAGCAGCGCCAGAUACAAAGUAACAACAUCAACAACAGCCAAGCGACAAGGGGGGAGAGUGAGAAUCAGCACCACGGAGGGAAGAGGGGUGUUUUGGCGAGCCAGACAGAGCAGCAGAUGCUGAGUAAAGGUGAAGGGGAUCAUACCUGUAAACCAGGGGAGCGAAUGGGUGCCAGGUAUGAACAUGCCAAUUUGGGACCAACGACCGAAAUCAGCAGCCAGCCCCAGAGCGCAGGAGGGAACAGCGCUAUUUCAGAGUUUAAUAACUACUAUGGCACUUCCAGAGUAGGGGCCUGCUAUGAUCAACAUGGCGGACAAAACACUGGGAUGGGGAUGAUGCACUCCUCGGGACCCAACAACAUGGACCCAGUGCACAACUCCCACGAAGGAUACCACAACAGCCAGUACAACCACUACUCUGGCUACCGGCAGGGCUACGGUGGAGCGGGCUACGGUAUGAUGGCCCCGUCCAGACAGGGCAGUAACAUGCUGAUUGGCCCUGGCAGCAACACUCCAGCUAGCCAUGUCAAGGCUGCUAUGGGAGCUGCUUCCUCCGGUUCUGGUGGAAGUGUUGGGGGCUUUCAGAGAUUCCCAGGACAUACUCAGCAUCCCUCGGGAGCCACCCCAACUCUAAACCAACUGCUGACGUCUCCAAGUCCAAUGAUGCGAGGUUAUGGCAGUGGCUAUCAUCAAGACUAUAACAGUCCCUCUGCACAACAACAAGCUGGCAUCGGUUUAGGCAAAGACAUGACUUCUCAGUAUGGCUCCACAACCCAUGGCUGGCCAGGGCAACAGAGAAACCACCCGUCCAUGAGUCCUGGAAACGGAGGGCAAGGUAUCAGCAGACCACAGGUGGCUUCCGUGGACUUCAUGGCUAUGAAGCGCUCCCAUCUCUACGGGAUGGGCAACAACCCCUACUCUCAGCAGCAGCAGGGCGGGCCCUACCCCAGCCAGCCAUACGGAUCGCCCGCUACACACAGAUACCCAAUGGGAAUGCAGGGGAGGGGCCAGGCGGGCAUGGGCGGCAUGCAGUACCCUCAACAGCAGGUUCCCCCCCAGUACGGCCAGCAGGGUAUGGGAGGAUACAGCCAGCAGCAGCAGGGAACACCUCCGGGAUCCUACUUCAGCCCCCCCCAGCAGAACCCCACCGCCCCCACACAGCCCCCCUACCUGCCUCCCCGCGCCCCACCCCAGCAGGAGGCUCCGCAGGAGAGCUACAGAGGCAGCACCAGGAGUCAGCAGCAUGUCCCAGGGAAUUCUGGGAAGGCCAACCUUGAGGACAUGGGUCUGAUCCCGCAGGACCGCCCCUCCAGCCUCCCGGACCUGUCUGGUGCCAUAGACGACCUCCCUACAGGGACGGACGCUGGUCACAGUUCAGCCGUCAGUGCUACAGGCUCCACCAGUAGCCAGGGGGAGCAGAGUAACCCGUCCCAGUCACCCUUCUCACCCCACGCAUCACCCCACCUGUCUGGCCGAGGCAGUGGCCCAUCGCCCUCUCCUGUUGGCUCCCCCGUGGGCUCCAACCAAUCACGCUCCGGCUCUGGCCCAAUCUCCCCAGUUAGCGGCCCAACCACAGCACAAGGGUCCCAGAUGGCCCCCCAGAUCCCCGUCAACACGUCGGAUGUCCCUCACUCCCCCUUGACGCAGUCCCCCAUGCCUCAGGAGAGGGGCUUUAUGUCCAACAUGCAGAGAAACCAGUGUGGCUCCCAGUUUGCAACACCACCACCUCAGUCGGGGCCUUCCAUGUCCCCUCACCCCUCUCCUGGUCCUGGUCCUGGAGGACAAAUGUACCCAGGGAUGGGGCCCAGGCCCUACCCCCCGGGUGGCUCCAGUGGCCCCUACGGACCCCAGGGAUCCCAGGCAAACCAGUAUGGACCCCAAGGUAACUACCCACGUCCACCCAACUACGGUGGGACCCCCAGUGCCAACUACAGCGGUCCCGGCCCUGGCAUGACCAACAGCCUGGGUAUGAAUGCCAGUAGCCCCAUGCACGGCCAGGGUCCCGGGCAGCCCAUGCCCAUGGGCCGCAGUCUUGGCGCGGGCAGCCGACCCUACCCCAACAUGGCCCCCAGCUCCCCCAGUAUGCCCCAGCCGGCAGGCCCAGGGAUGGGCCCUCCUUCACUGGGCAACGUCAACCGCAAGGCCCAGGAGGCAGCCGCUUCCGUUAUGCAGGCCGCAGUCAACUCUGUACAGAGCAGUAGACCUCCCUAUGUGAGGUCCACAGCCCUCCACACCUCUUCUGGACCCAGUCCCCUGCCCCCUUUCUCCACCACACCCACCCCUCCUCCUCCUCCUCCUCUCCAACCUCCCCACCCCAACUACAACACCCCUCAUUCUCAGCAACACGGACAGGGCAGCUACCCAGGCCCUAGCAUAAACCAGAUUGUGCCCUCCAUCAACCAGUCACAGGGCAACAACUCAGGCAUUGGCAUGCCACAGGGUCCACCCUACAAUAUGCCACCCUCAGGGCCCUUGGGGACGGCUGGGGAUGGGAUGGUGACUCCUGUUGGGAAGCAGAAAAUGGAUGGCAAGGAGGAGAGCAUGCCCACCAAUGAACCUCCCAGACCCAAGGAUGGCUACAGUGGAUCCCAGUGUGUCUCCCAGCCCACCACCCCUGGUGCCAUGCCUGUCCCCUCUCCCCUGUCCCCCAGCCCAGCCAGCCUGUCCUCCUACCAUGGGGAUGACAGUGACAGCAUCAGCAGCCCCGUCUGGCCAAAGACUCCCUCCAGCCCUAAGCCCAACUCGUCCACCAUGACUAACGAGCAAAUCACACGUCUGUAUGAUAUGGGUGGGGAGCCGGAGAGGCGUGGCUGGGUGGACCGCUACCUGUCCUUUAUGGAGGAGAGGGGUACACCUGUUCCCCACCUCCCUGCCGUGGGCAAGAAGCCCCUGGACCUCUACAGACUGUACAUGGUGGUCAAGGAGAUAGGGGGCCUGGCCAUGGUGAACAAGAACAAGAAGUGGCGAGAGCUGUCCACUAGUCUGAGUGUUGGUACCUCCAGUAGCUCCGCCAGCUCUCUGAAGAAGCAGUACAUCCAGUACCUGUUUGCCUAUGAGUGUAAGGUGGAGCGGGGAGAGGAGCAGCCGGCCGACAGCAACACUGGGACUGGGGGGGACAACAGGAAGCAGGCCAAGUUGCAGCCGCCCUCUCCUGCUAACUCAGGGUCCCUGCAGGGCCCCCAGACCCCCCAGUCGUCAGGCAGCAGCUCCAUGGCAGAGAUGUCAGGUGACCUGAAACCCCCCACCCCAGCCUCAACCCCCCAGGGCCAGGUCACCCCCAUCCCAGCCAGCAGGAACAGUGUGGUCAGUGUGCAGGACCCGUUCUCUGAGGUGAGCGACCCGGUCUUCCAGAAGCGUAACUCCCUCCCCCCGGGGGGCCCUGGGGGACUGUACCAGCAGGGGGUCAACAUGCCCCCUGACGUGAUGAUGAGGAUGCAGUACGAGAAGGACCCCUUCGCUGGCAUGAGGAAGGUGGCAGGAGGGGAUUCCUACAUGCCAGGCCAGAUGCCCAGCGGUGGCAUGCAGGAGAUGUAUGGCAGGCCUCCAUCAGGCAUGGGCCAGCGUUCCCAGUACCCAUACGGACCAGGCUACGACAGGAGACCAGACCAUGUGAUAGGGAUGGAGGGGAGCAUGGGCACCCCCGGGAGCCAGAGCAACAUGGGACCUUCCAACAGCGAGGGCAGCAUAUACUCUCCCAACAGAUACCCCUCCCAGCUUAGACAUGAGGGUUACGGGCAGCAGUACCCUGGCAUGUCAUAUGGAAUGCACCCCUCAGGGAUGUACCCACAACAACAGGGUUACAAGCGCCCCAUGGAGGGCAUGUACGGCCCCCCAGGCAAGAGGCACGAGGGGGAGAUGUACGGCCCCCCAGGCAAGAGGCACGAGGGGGAGAUGUACGGCCCCCCAGGCAAGAGGCACGAGGGGGAGAUGUACGGCCCCCCAGGCAAGAGGCAUGAGGGGGAGAUGUAUGCCAUGCAGUACGGCAGCCAGCAGCCUGACAUGUACAACCAGUACAGCACUGGUUAUUCUGGUCCUGAGAGGAGGCCCAUGCAGGGCCAGUUCCCUUACCCCUCCCCCUACAGCCGAGAGCGCAUGCAGGCCUCUGGCCAGGGGCAGCACCCCCAGCAACCCAUGGGUCCCCAGAUGAUGGCCGGGGGGCCACCCUCCAACAACGGAGUAGAAGGACCCCAGGGGCCCAACAUGUGGCCCUCUAGGACAGACAUGGGUUAUCCCUACUCUAACAGACAGGGGGCACCCUCCCAGGUACCGUCAUACGGUCCUUUGGGGAGAGGAGAGGAUAUGGAGGGCCGACCCAUCCAAGAUGGUCAGUGGCUCGGGCACGGAGGCCAUUGCCAGUCCUCCUACAUGUCAGGUGGUAUGACACCUAUGUCCUCUCGCCAGCCCCCCUCUGCCUACCAGACCUCCCCCUCCAUGGCCAACCACCUGCCCCGAGCACCCAGCCCCGGCUCCUUCCAGCGCUCCAUGGAGGCACGGAUGUCCCCCAACAAAGCUGCCUAUAUGGGCUCCAUGAAGAUGCCAUGCAAACCGGGCAUGCCCAUGCCAGGGCAGGGUAGUGGGCACCCAGGCCAGGUCCCACCUAACCUGCGGAGAGACCUCAACUACCCUCUAGGAUCUGUAGAGGCCACCAUGCCCCUUCUCAAGCCCCGCCGCAAAAUGACCUCAAAGGACACUGGAACCCCAGAGGCGUGGCGAGUGAUGAUGUCUCUGAAGUCGGGUCUGCUGGGUGAGAGUACGUGGGCCCUGGACACCGUCAACAUCCUGCUGUAUGAUGACAGCACUGUGGCCUCCUUCACCCUCGCACAGUUGCCUGGCUUCCUGGAGCUGAUAGUGGAGUACUUCAGACGCUGUGUGAUGGAGAUCUUUGGCAUCCUGGAGGAGUAUGAGAUAGGGACCAUCGGCCAGAAGACCCUGCUGGGGCCUGAAGCCUGUAACCAUAGAGAUGAGCUGACCUCUGAACCUGAGAUGGACUGUGAGGCCAGCCAACCAGAGCCUGAGUCUGAACAGGAGGUGGAGAGGGGGGAGGUAGAGAAGGGGGAAGUAGAAAAUGGGGAGGACAAACCUGCUGACAUCACAGAGAAAAUUACAGUGGAACUGAUGUCACCCCCCAGUGCAACGGUACCAGCCCCUGAGGGAACGAAGGAGGAAUCUGAAGCCGAAGUGAAGGUAAAGAAGGAAGAGGGGGAGAAAGAACAGGAGGGAGAGAAAGGGAAAGAAGAAGGAGAAAAGCCCACAGAGAGUAAGAAAGUCCCAGCUGAAAGUAAGGAAGACUAUCCUAAUCAGUCAGAGCCAAGGCCACAACAGGCCAGCAAGUACGACAAGUUUCCCAUUAAGAUCCUGCACAAAGAGGACCUGAUUGAGGACAUGACGGAGCGGCUGGCUCACGUGACAGAGUUCACUAGUGGACUGCUCCACUGGCAGGUAGGCGGGGGGGAUUCCACGGCCCACAUCCAGACCCACUUUGAGGGCAGGGGAGAGCAGCCUGACAGGACGGAGGGAGAGAGAGACGAAUGUGCUAUUCUGAAUAAAGAACAGGAGACUGACUCGAGGACAGAGGAGAAGGGGAAUCGUAUCACCGCCACCAUCGAUGACAUACUGUGUGCCCGGCUCGAGGCUCUGUCAGAGGGCCACCCCACCCACUCUGCCCCCACCUACCCAUUCAGGCUGCACCAGGGUGGGGGCCACAAGCACAUCACCCUGCUGGAGGACGAGCCCCGCUGUUUGAACGAGGCUCCCCUCUCAGCAGCUUCUCCUUGGCAGGACUCCCUGGCCAAGCGCUGCCUCUGUGUGUCCAACAUCCUCCGCAGCCUCUCCUUCAUCCCUGGGAACGACUCAGACAUGUCCCGUCACCCAGGCCUGGUACUGAUCCUGGGCAGACUGCUGCUGCUCCACCACCAGCACCCAGAGAGGAAGAGGACGUCCCCUAGCUACCAGAGAGAGGAGGUGCAGGAGCGGGGCCUGGCCUGCAGUAAGGAUGAGUGGUGGUGGGACUGUCUCACUGUACUCAGGGAGGACACCUUGGUCACCCUGGCUAACAUCUCUGGCCAGCUGGACCUUUCCCUCUACCCAGAGACCAUCUGCCUGCCCAUCCUGAAUGGCCUACUCCACUGGAUGGUGUGUCCCUCUGCCGAGGCCCAGGACCCCUUCCCCUCGGCCGCCCCCCACUCCCCCCUAACCCCCCAGAGACUGGUGCUGGAGUGCCUGUGCAAGCUGAGCAUCCAGGACAACAACGUGGACCUGCUACUGGCCACGCCACCGUUCAGCCGCCAGGAGAAGCUGUAUGCCACCUUGGUGCGCUACGUGGGUCAGCGUAAGAACCAGGUUUAUCGCGAAAUGGCUGUGGCCACCCUCUCCAACCUGGCACAGGGGGACUCCACGUCGGCACGCGCCAUCGCAGUACAGAAAAGCAGCGUGGGUAACCUGAUGUGCUUCCUGGAGGAUGGGGUGAGCAUGGCCCAGUACCAACAGAACCCCCACAGCCUGCUGCACAUGGCCCACCACCCCCCCAUGGAGCCCCCCAGUGUUAACAUGAUGUGUCGGGCUGCAAAGGCUCUGCUGGCUAUGGCCAAGGUAGAGGAGAACAGGCCAGAGUUUGUCUUGUAUGAGGGCAGACUCCUGGACAUCUCCAUCUCCUCUGUGCUCAACCCGGGGGUAGCCAGCAUUGUAUGUGAAGUACUCUUUCAGUUUGUUAAAAAAUUAUGACAGGAGGAUAGACAGGCCCGGAGCCAAGAGAUGGACAGAGAGACGAUAAGAUGAAAACGUUAUUCUGUGGUUUUAUAGUUUUAUUUAA
Molecule: messenger RNA, 7524 nt
Organism: Oncorhynchus mykiss (rainbow trout)
Lineage: Eukaryota; Metazoa; Chordata; Actinopteri; Salmoniformes; Salmonidae
Product: AT-rich interactive domain-containing protein 1B
Biological process (GO): regulation of transcription by RNA polymerase II; chromatin remodeling; positive regulation of DNA-templated transcription
Cellular component (GO): nucleoplasm; brahma complex; SWI/SNF complex
Molecular function (GO): DNA binding; nucleosome binding
Source: RefSeq, a predicted model, not a curated record